This is a messenger RNA of Didymodactylos carnosus, 588 nucleotides long. NCBI's taxonomy places the organism in Eukaryota, Metazoa, Rotifera, Eurotatoria, Philodinida, Philodinidae. The record is from the annotation of a GenBank genome assembly.
AUGGAUAGGAAUGUACUCAGAUCUCUACGUCAAGAUAAAUUGAUCGUAAUCACAUGGCUGAUAAAGAAGCAAAAGUGGCAAGAAGAGAAGGUAGUAGACUUAACGAGGAGGAAGCUAUCAGAACAAGAAAAGGACGUAUUAAGUUUAGGUUUAAAUUUUGUACCUACACCAAAAAUUAAUCCCUCAAAGUAUGUAGCUCAUGUUAUUGGGAAUGUGGAAUCUGCUUUGUACAAAACGAACAUCAUACAAAAAGAACAAAUAAUUAGUCGAGUUAGAAGCGCUGUUGACAAAAAUUUACCAAAAGCGAUAAGAAAGAACCAGAAAGAGAAAAACUUAAACAAAAAACAAUUCGAAACAUUAAGAAGUUUAAAAGAAGAUAAACAAAUUAUAGUAGUACCAGCGGACAAAGGAGAUACAUAUCACUUAUUAAAAUUAGCUCCAAGUGAAAGGAUAUAUAAAGAUUUAAGAGCACAGUUAAAAAGCUUAGAAGAAAAAGGAGUUUUAGAAACACAAAUGAUUCAAAAAUUUCUAAAACAUAAACAUUUACCGAUAGUUAAGGGACAAGUUAAAGCUCAUAAACAAGGAUAG